Saccharomyces kudriavzevii IFO 1802 is the source of this 765-nucleotide messenger RNA. RefSeq names its product protein-lysine N-methyltransferase (gene EFM5). The transcript has 3 exons. NCBI's taxonomy places the organism in Eukaryota, Fungi, Ascomycota, Saccharomycetes, Saccharomycetales, Saccharomycetaceae. The record is from RefSeq and is a predicted model, not a curated record. Bases 1 to 765 code for a protein of 254 amino acids. Gene Ontology annotation, molecular function: protein-lysine N-methyltransferase activity.
AUGACCACCGUUGACUCAGAUUCCGACUAUGAAUUAACACUUUCUGCUAAUGCCCUCGCUGCCCUUGAAGAAUUUAACAAAGAGCAACAAAAGCAUCAAGAAGUUUUCCAAAAGCUUUACGACCAAACUGAUGAAGACUUCCAGAAAAAGAAAAAAGAGGAAGGGAUAAACCUUUUCAAGGAAGAUUGGCAACUCUCUCAAUUUUGGUACAGUGACGAGACAGCCGCAAUUUUGGCAGAUGUGCUAUUAGAAGGCGCCGAUGAAAACACUGUCAUUGCAAUCGUUAGUGCUCCAUCCGUUUAUGCUGCUAUUCAGAAGAAACCUAUCGGUGAAAUUCCAACAAAGCAUAUUUAUCUAUAUGAAUAUGAUAAAAGAUUCGAAUUGUUGGCUGGAAAUGAUCACUUCUUUUUCUACGAUUACAAUGAACCACUUGAAUUGAGUGACAAAACUAAAGGCAAAGUCGAUAGACUGUUAAUCGACCCACCCUUUUUGAACGAGGACUGCCAGACAAAGUCCUCCAUCACUGCAAAAUCUUUGUUAGCACCAAAUGAUCAUUCUAAAACUAAAAAUGGAGUCUUCAAGCACCGUCUCAUUAGCUGUACAGGUGAAAGAAUGUCUAACGUUAUAUCCAGGGUUUAUUCAGACACUAAAAUCACGACAUUUAUCCCAGAGCAUUCUAACGGUCUGAGCAAUGAAUUUAGAUGUUACGCAAAUUUUGAAUGUGCCUCUUGGAACUUUGCUGCUCAAGUUUCCUCUCAAUUAUGA